Molecule: messenger RNA, 1897 nt
Organism: Numida meleagris (helmeted guineafowl)
Lineage: Eukaryota; Metazoa; Chordata; Aves; Galliformes; Numididae
Gene: NTMT1
Product: N-terminal Xaa-Pro-Lys N-methyltransferase 1
Exons: 4
Coding region: 999-1670 (223 amino acids)
Cellular component (GO): cytoplasm
Molecular function (GO): N-terminal protein N-methyltransferase activity
Source: RefSeq, a predicted model, not a curated record
UUCCCCACGGCCCUCCCGACCAACAGCCGGGGUUCCUGGGCCCCCCCCCCCGCAGCCCCAGAGCCGGGCAGAGGCCUGCACCUGCGGGUGGGAGCACCAGGGCCUGUGUCACCUGUCAUCGCUAUGAGCGCUGCGGACUGCACAGAGCAGGUCAGAGCACAGCCACGCUGGAGCUCGGGGGCUGAGCUGUGUAGGACCCUGUGAGAACCUCCUCCGCUGCCACAGGAAAGGUUUUGUGUCUCACGGGGUUUCUGCCGGCAGAUUCAAGCCACGCGUGCCAUAGAUUGCCUUAUUUGUGAAGGUGUUUGAAGUCCUCGAAUUUAGCCUUUGGCCACCUUAAAUCUCGCUUCUAAUCCCCAGCGCAGUUAAUCACAUCCACAGUGGUUUGAAUUAUGGGAUGUCUGGAGGGGAUUUAUAGCUUGUAUUGCUGAUUAUACCUUGACUUUAUUAUAUUGCACAUAUAUCUAACUUGUGGUCACGGCUGAGAUUUACAGUCCUCAGGUAGGUGCUUAGGAGAACUUUUAGCAACUCCCGAUGUAAUUGGAAGUGACUGAUGGGGCUGUCACUGCAGAUAAACACGUAAUCUGUGAAACAUUAAUGCUCUUAAAUUGGAGAGAGGAGGCAGAAAAGGUGAAAAGGUUGGGGCAGCCCUCAAAGGAAAAAAUGGGGUAUUGCUGAGCAAGACUGAGGCAUCCCUGCCUGGGAGACUCUGAAAACACUUUGGUCCUUCUUGCUUUUUCUGCUCCCCAGGAGGAUUUUAGGGUUUAGCCCUGGUCAGGGGGUGGUAAAGGGGUGUCAGCCCCAAGUCAGGGUGCUCACAGAGCUGAUCCCCAUGGCCGUGGCACUGACAAGGGGAGGGUGGUGGUGCCAUGCUUCUGGGGGGCUCACUGGGAGCCCUGCAUGGUGGGGGACUUUGUGUCAGGGGCUGCUCUGAGCUGUGAUUUCUCCCCCCUUGGAGGAGCAGUGAGUCCCACGAGGGCGCGUGACCCCCGGCCAGCAUGACAAGCGAGGUGGUGGAGAACGAGUUUGAGUUUUACUCCAAGGCAGAGAAGUACUGGAAGGACGUGCCCGCCACAGUGGAUGGCAUGCUGGGGGGCUACGGCCACAUCUCCAGCAUCGACAUCAACAGCUCCAGGAAAUUCCUGCAGCGGUUUUUGCGGGAUGGCCCCAACCGAACAGGAACAACCCGCGCCCUGGACUGUGGGGCCGGCAUCGGCCGCAUCACCAAGCGGCUGCUGCUGCCCCUCUUCAAGACAGUGGACAUGGUGGAUGUGACCGAGGACUUCCUCACCAAGGCCAAGAGCUACCUGGGGGAGGAGGGCAGGCGGGUGCGCAACUACUUCUGCUGCGGCCUCCAGGACUUCAGCCCUGAGCCCAAUUCCUACGAUGUCAUCUGGAUCCAGUGGGUCAUCGGACACCUCACUGACAACCACCUCUCCGACUUCCUGAAGCGGUGCCGCGCCGGCCUGCGGCCCAAUGGCAUCGUGGUCAUCAAGGACAACAUGGCUCAGGAAGGUGUCAUCAUGGACGAUGUGGACAGCAGCGUCUGCCGGGACCUGGAUGUGGUCCGUAAGAUCAUCCGCCGGGCCGGGCUGCACCUCCUGGCUGAGGAGCGCCAGGAGAACUUCCCCGAUGAGAUUUACCACGUCUACACCUUUGCCAUGAGAUGAAGGUGCCUGGUGACAGGAGAAGGUCUCUCCAGGACCAGGACAGCGGUUCCUGCCGGGGCCAGGAGGGGUGAGGACUGUGCCUUCACCACGGGGCUGCGCAUGGCAGGGAGGGCGUUGUGACUCCGUCUGCCUGGGGCUGGUGGUGAGGACGAGGCUUCGUCUUCCAAGCUGCUGCUGUUUGUGAAAAGAGGUGUUUGCCAAAUACAUUUUCCUGCUGUUGGACUUAA